AUGCCUGCUCAUGAAAGAAUAUCGUCCCUGAAAGAUGAUCCAGACUCACCAAAUAGCACCACACCAUACAGUCGGACACCAGAACUACGAGUGACGCACAAAUUGGCGGAGAGAAAGCGGAGAAGCGAGAUGAAAGACUGCUUUGAGCAAUUGAGAAUCAAACUUCCUACCAAUCAAAACAACAAAUCCUCGAAGUGGGAGACUCUUGCGAGAGCUAUCGAUUAUAUCAGCCAGCUCGAGGGCCAGAACAAACAGAGUCGUAUGGAGAUGGAUCGAACUCGGGAACAAAUGCACCAAAUGGAGCUUCAGAUCAAAGAACUAACAGCCCGGGUUGGUGCAGGUAGUAACUAUGCACCGCCACCAAAUUCCCUCCCCUACAAUGGGACCACUUAUAGCAACGGCCACGACUCGGAUACGUCGAGAACUCUUCCACCUAUCAUGAAUGGCAAUGCAAUGCAAGGAGUGCAAUAUGGAGAGAAUGGACGAUAG
Molecule: messenger RNA, 489 nt
Organism: Lithohypha guttulata
Lineage: Eukaryota; Fungi; Ascomycota; Eurotiomycetes; Chaetothyriales; Trichomeriaceae
Exons: 2
Coding region: 1-489 (162 amino acids)
Biological process (GO): positive regulation of transcription by RNA polymerase II
Cellular component (GO): RNA polymerase II transcription regulator complex
Molecular function (GO): DNA-binding transcription factor activity; protein dimerization activity
Source: RefSeq, a predicted model, not a curated record